Messenger RNA from Anoplopoma fimbria (sablefish), 936 nucleotides. Its product is annotated as cytochrome P450 2J2-like. Gene Ontology annotation, biological process: xenobiotic metabolic process. NCBI's taxonomy places the organism in Eukaryota, Metazoa, Chordata, Actinopteri, Perciformes, Anoplopomatidae. The coding region runs from base 115 to 771 and encodes 218 amino acids. Gene Ontology annotation, molecular function: oxidoreductase activity, acting on paired donors, with incorporation or reduction of molecular oxygen, reduced flavin or flavoprotein as one donor, and incorporation of one atom of oxygen; heme binding; iron ion binding. The record is from RefSeq and is a predicted model, not a curated record. Gene Ontology annotation, cellular component: intracellular membrane-bounded organelle; cytoplasm. The transcript is spliced from 5 exons.
GAAGGAAGCCAUAGUGACACAAGCCGAAAACUUUGUGGAUCGACCAUUCAAUGCAAUGGCCGACAGGGUUUAUUUAGGGGACAAAGGGGGUCUGUUCAUGAGCAACGGUGAAACAUGGAAGAGACAGCGUCGCUUCGCCUUGUCUACUUCACUGAGUCCAAUCUGGCUCUGAACUCUCUGGAUCUGUUCCUGGCUGGAUCGGAGACAACCUCCACCACUUUGCUGUGGGCUUUGGUUUUCCUGAUAAAAUACCCCGAUAUCCAGGACAAAGUCAAGGUAGAAAUAGACAGAGUGAUCGGACGGACCCGACAGCCCAGUAUGGCAGACAGACCCAACCUGCCCUACACUGAUGCUGUCAUCCACGAGAUCCAGAGGAUGGGAAACAUUGUUCCUCUCAAUGGACUAAGAAUGGCUUCCAAAGAUACGACGCUGGGCAAUUACUUGAUACCUAAGGGUACGUCCUUGAUGCCCAACCUAACCUCUGUGCUGUUUGACAAAUCUGAAUGGGAAACUCCAGACACCUUCAACCCUGGACACUUCCUAGAUGCUGAGGGAAAGUUUGUGAAGAGAGAAGCUUUCCUGCCUUUCUCUGCAGGGAAACGUAUGUGUCCCGGAGAAGGCCUGGCCAAGAUGGAGCUGUUCCUGUUUUUGAUCGGUUUACUACAGAAGUUCUCUUUCUGUGUUCCUGAUGGAGUAGAGUUGAGUACAGAAGGAGUAACUGGAAUUACACGUGUACCACACCCCUACAAGGUCUACGCCAAGGCUCGCUGAAUUAUGUUACAUCUCAAUGAAUAAUUUGAAACAUUCAACAGUGUGUAAUAAACUGGACUCAUCUCAACCUUUCACUGUUGUGUAAUUUUCUCAUUUACUGAUGACCUUUAUUCUCUCUGCCUGUACAUUUAAUUACUGUGAUUAAGGUAUAUUUUUACAUUAAAC